Molecule: messenger RNA, 2271 nt
Organism: Penicillium arizonense
Lineage: Eukaryota; Fungi; Ascomycota; Eurotiomycetes; Eurotiales; Aspergillaceae
Exons: 6
Coding region: 1-2271 (756 amino acids)
Source: RefSeq, a predicted model, not a curated record
AUGAAACCGCACACGAGAGCCACAGCCUCGCGGUUUAUCACACUAGAGACAGUAGCCCCUGUGAACUCGCAAAUCAAUACCCUGCUAAGCGCCGCCCCCAACGCACGGAUGGCCCUCUAUGCUAUAAAAUCCCUCUUCUGUUGGCUGCUCGCCACUGCAGUCAUAGUGCAUGCGAAUGGUACUCCUUGGACAGUGAUAUGGUCUGAUCAAACCUAUGGUCCAGAUGGCCCGUGGCAUGCAGUGUCAGUUGAGUUGGGAUCGAAUCAACAGCCAGUUGAUCUCUACCCCGGCGACCGUUGGGCUAGUACCAUUCUUAUCGACAGCGUCUGCUCAGACAACUCCUCAAUCCCUUGUUAUGCAGGACGAGCUGGUCUCUUCAACAUUAGCGCUUCGACAUCUGCCAUCACCUUAGACACGCCAACUGACACAAACCAGAUAAAAUGGCUGUCCGAUCAAAGCAGUGCCGGCGUGAAUAAAUGGGGUGGCACUGGGCAUGUCAAAGAAGGGCUUCUUGCCGACACGCUCAAGCUGCAGAGUGGAGCUACUGUGCCCAACGUCUCCAUGACGGCUAUCUACGAUGCCUAUGAAACAUAUCCGAAUGGACAGAGCUAUCCUGUUUCUGUCGGGAUCUUGUCGCUGGGAGCCACGAAGCCAAUCCACGUAGUUGAUGGAUACGAAUUCAAUUUGCUCACUGCUUGGGAAUACUGGAACGACUCUUCGUCUGAUCCCAUUCCCUCAUACUCGUGGGGGAUGCAUAUUGGGUCUGUGGAUCCUGACAUUCCAGGCUCGCUUAUGCUUGGCGGGUAUGAUCAGAGCCGAGUGCUGGACCAAGUAAGCUCUCAACAGGUCGAUUCCACGAACAAUAUCGGCCCUCUCAAGAUUUAUCUCGAAGACAUCGGGAUGGGAGUUGCCACUGGGGACUCGCCAUUUGACUUCAAGAAUAAAUCCGAGCUGCUCAAAUGGGGAGGCAGCACCACCAGCAGGGGCAAAACAGUGGAGAUCGAUCCUACGCUUCCAUAUCUUUAUCUCCCCAGGGAUACGUGCGAUGCGAUGGCAGCGGAGCUCCCGGUCACAUUUAACGAGGGUCUGGGUCUAUACUUCUGGAACACAGACGACGACAGCUACCAGAAAAUAACCUCCUCUCCGGCAUAUAUGUCCUUCACAUUUGAGAAGGACUCGACGAACACCCAAAAUAUCACCAUCAAAGUUCCUUUCCAACUUCUGAAGCUCACGCUUCAAGAGCCACUAGUGGAGCACAACACAACUUACUUCCCAUGCUAUCCUUCUGACUCCUUCGUCCUCGGCAGAGCUUUUCUUCAGGCAGCCUUCAUUGGAACAAACUGGCAAGAAGGAACCGGAGGCGGUUACUGGUUUUUGGCUCAAGCACCUGGGCCAGCGAUCGGAUCCGGUGUUCAGCGGAGCAUUGGGGUCAGUGACACCUCAAUCAAGGCUUCAACCAAUUCAUGGGAAGACAGCUGGAACGGGUACUGGGUACCUCUUUCAUUGGAGAACUCUAGCUCGGGUCUUUCGACUGGCGCAAAAGCUGGCAUUGGCGUUGGAUGUGCUAUUGGUGGCCUGGGAUUGAUUGGGAUACUUGCUUGGCCAAUCAUCUCUCGUCAAAAGCGAACAGAAAAAUCUAACCCAGGUACCGUGGAUCAAUAUUGCAUUGCGCCAACAUCUGCAGACGGGACGAAGCCACUUCAACUAACUGAGUUGAACGCUCAUCAUGUAACUGAGCUUCAGUCAGACAAGGAUAUUCACGAGCACCUUGACUUCUCCGCUACUGUGGUUGGAUCAGUUGGGACCGGCACAAGUGCUACCUACAGCUAUAAGUACGGUGCCUAUCUCUACUAUAAUCUAGGCUAUGGAGGAUUUGCCAACAUUCUCGGUGAUACCUGGAACUGGCAUUUCACACCAGUCUUCCUCUACGGCACCCCGGGUCAGAACUACAACUUCAAGCGCAAUGUCACCGUGGCGCUCGCGUACGCUACGAGUCUUUCCGAUACACCCGAUCAAUGGGGCAAGAUGGCGCUCAGCUUUGGAAAGAGGCCAGGAUACUCCAAGUGCAAGGUCAACUUCGUUGGCAGUACAUUUACUGACCAAGCAACUCCCCCGAGAUGGAGCAAACGAGACCAGGAGAAGCCGAUGGGAGCGAAUGAUGGAUGGGAGAUUGAAAGUAUUGAGAUGGAUCCGGAUCCAGAUGCGUGGUGGCCUCUGCCGGAAGAUGUGGACUGGGAGGGUAUGAUGGACGUGGGUGAUAACAAAGUUUGA